AUGAAGGACGUCCAGGGGGGUAAAAGCACCCACAGGAUGAUGAUGCAGAGGGUCCAGGGCGGGUACCAGCACCCACAGGAUGAUGCUGGGGGGGUCCCAGCCCAGAAUAGUGUUGGGGGGUGUGGGAGGGCAGACUGGUUCCUCCUGGACAGCCGGACGGUUCGCCACGCGGCCAUCGGCUUGUUCUGCUGCGGGGUCUCAGUCUACUUAACAGCUCUCGCCAUCUACAUGCUGCUGCUGUUUGAGCUGGAGGCCGGCAUCGCCAGCGCCUGUAUCCUCUCCUCUGGCAUCCUCGUCCUGCUCAUCACGGUGACACACGCCCUGGUACGGGCUUCCCAGGUCUCACGCCGCAGCCGCUCCGAGGUUUCUCCCACCCUGUAUGAAAAUGACUCUGCCCAGCAGGGAGAAUCCUCCACCAGUGAUCUCAACAACAAAAACGCGGCCUCGCCCCGGCCCAGGCCUGAAAUCCAUCGGGAAUUUUCUUUCCCUCCUUUCCUGGAGCGUAAAUCCCAGCUGGGAUCUCCUGCCAGCAGUAACCUCACCUCCUCGGGCAGCCCCGGGCUCCGAUCUGAGAAGGAGAGUUACAACCUGGCCCGGACCCACAGGACGCUGUCGGCAGAGUCGGGGCUGCUGCAGGCACAGGGGACACCCUGGAGCGGCGUCGCGCAGGAGAUGAGGAACGUGCUGGCGCGUAAACCUGGAGCCUCGGGCAAGGACUCGACCCUGGUGUGAGUGGAAACGGGGACCUUUUCACCCCACCUCGUCCCCAGGGGAGCUGCAGGCACCAGGGGCCAAGAUUUGCAUCUGUAUUUAGAGCUGAAAAUAAGUCACGGCCGCGUUUCCACCCUCCCCCUGGGCUCUGGGCAGCCGCUGCCUGAUGCUCUUUGCUUCUUGUACCGAGAAGACGCCACCUCCACUCAAAGCCAAAAGCCCUCAGCUGCCUGCCCCUCAUCCCCAGCCCCUGCUGCCACUUGUUACCCCACAAAUUAGGAUGGGAUUGGCAGGGCAGCAGCUGGCAGUGACCCACACGGGACCCCCAGGGCUGCCCCAACUGCAGCAAAGAGAAGAAGCGACCUCAUCGAGUUGAGAAGUGGACCUCAUCCAUGAACAGACCAAUUGACCCUCCUUCUCCAGCAGAUCCCAGCUGGUUUCUCGGGCUGCCUGGACCUCCCUGCCUCCUUCCUUCCUCCUCCAUCCCCAGGAGCCACCACUACAUCAAGAUGGUUCAUACGAUCCACCCAGGGGGGGUUGUGCAACAGGGCAGGGGUAAGAAACCGAGGGAGGUGAUGGAGAAGCAAGUGAGAUGGAAGCAGAGCCGUCUGCAAGAUGCAGAGGGUGGGUUUGGGGUGGCAGAGGCCUUGCUGCUCAGUCACCAGUAGGGUCACUUAGCAGGGAAAGGGGCUGUGGUGGGGCAGCCCUGGUGCCCCAGCUUUGCUCAGUGGUGGAGGGACCUCUCUGGUGCUCAUCAUCCAGGCUGAGGUCUGCGUUGGCGUUGCUCAUCCUCUGCUGUGUGCAGGGCAGAAGCACAAGGACUAAAGGCUUCCCCUGUUUCCAUGAAACACCAGGAGGUUUUGCUGAUAAACUCCUCACUGGUUACACCAUACUCUGCCAGCCCUGCCUGGAGCAGCAGCUCACUUGGUUCUUUCCCAAUUCCUUAUCCUUUAUAAAGCAUUUCAGUGAGCGAGGGGAGUCACUGAUUCAAACAGACCCCCUCUCACCUCCCGUGCCAUUAUUCUGGAAGACACCUGUUAUCCCAAGCACAAUAAUUUCUUUGGAAACUGAGUGCAGCUCUGCUUUGAUCCCUGCAUCCUUGGUAAAUUCUUCAGGA
Molecule: messenger RNA, 1828 nt
Organism: Calidris pugnax (ruff)
Lineage: Eukaryota; Metazoa; Chordata; Aves; Charadriiformes; Scolopacidae
Gene: TMEM221
Product: transmembrane protein 221
Exons: 3
Coding region: 1-732 (243 amino acids)
Source: RefSeq, a predicted model, not a curated record